UUAAAAAUUAAAAUUGUAAGUCUAGUGUCAAAUUUGCUCAUCAGCCACAUCAGUUCUAUUGUGUGCAGUCUUGGUGUGUGUAUUUGUGUAUUAUACCUGCCUCUCUGCAAGUAUGCAGUGCUAGAGGUCAAUACGCAUUAGCAUUGACUCUUUGCUUUGCUUUGCUGGAUUGGAUAAAACUAUGAAUCUGAUAUUGAUAAGUUCACCUUCAGCAUCUACAUGGAUCUACAUGAUCUAGUGUUGAAGAAUUGAUAAGGUUUUUUUUAUUUCUGUAAUUCUUGUGGUCACAAUGUUAAAUUUGUUUGUCUUUUUCCUUUUAUUUAUCAGUUGCAGCAUCAUGGCUGAUGAAUCACAAGAUGAUGUAGAUGUUACGAGAGACAUCAUAUCACAAUGGAAAACAGAAGCACUACGCGAUUUUCUACGAAGGAGGGGACUCAAGCUCGGAAAUCGAGGUGAUAUGAUAGCGUGGGUUUUCUCUGCCAUGACGCAGGGGAUAGCUAUCCAGCCAUCAGAGGUAGAAAAGACGAGAUCAAGGGCAUCUACAUAUCGCGAGCUCCUCGUCUUCAAUGACCAUACAUUUCCUGAUCCCAUGAGCGAACUGGAUGAUGGAUGGAUUGGGGAGCAGAGAGGCAUGCAAUACUGGCCACCUACAAUGUAUAGGGACAUUUGUAUGUACUUACUUAAUAAGGACCCAGCAUCACUGGAGGGAAGGAUCAUGAAAGAUUACAAAGAAGGGAAGGCCUAUAGCUAUUUCGCCAGUUCCUGGUUGAAGGAGAUAUUUUUUAAUCCCAUGGGAGACAGCCCCUUCUGCUUUUUGAAAUCAAAAUGCACGCCAUCGCAGAACAUCGGAGCAGAGCCCCAUGAAGCUUGGUUACUGUGCCAAAAAGACGAUGGGAUGAUCUGCUCAGCAUACUGUACCUGUGUUGCUGGCUUAGGACAGACAUGCAAUCAUGUAGCUGCCAUGCUCUUCAAACUGGACCAUGCGUUCAAGAGUGGACUAGUCAACCCAGCAUGCACCUCAGUGGCCAAUAGCUGGAUUGCUACAUCAAAGAGGGUAUUACCAUGCCGAGUGAAAGAAGUCAGUUGGGAGAGGCACCACUAUGGUAAAGGAUUAACAUCAAAGCCCCCAAAGCUGGUAACACCAAGUAGUCUUCGCUACUCUGCAACAGAGAAGAGAACAUCAGCAUACGAACAGCGGCAACAACUGGCUGACAUCAUUCGUGCAUCUAUGCCCAGUGCUGUAAUGUUAAGUUAUGUUCAAAGCGAAGACUACAAUCCAGAAGAGGUAAAUAAGGGCUCACCAGAAGAUGACCUCAACACUUCCCAUACACUAGACAUUCCCACUUCACCUCAUCCUAUGUUGCCUCUUUUACAGCUUGCCUCCAUGUACCCAACAUCAACUCAAUUUAUUCAACACCUCCAACAACCAACUUCAACUGACAUCAAUUGUAUCGAAAAAAAAACAAGAGGACAGGCUUCUUCAGACAAUUGGCAUCAUCAGCGAAUUGGUCGCGUAACCUCAUCAAUAAUUCACAGAGCUUACACAAGAGUACAAUCCUUAAAAAAAAAUCCAUUAAUAGACACAUCAAAGCUUCUCCAAUCCAUCAUGAGGACGUCUCCAAUCCAGACAAGACAGAUGCGCCGUGGCAUUGGUAUGGAGCCGAAAGCCAAGGAGGCAUAUAAAAAAAUAAUGAAGGUAAGCCAUACCAAUGUCACUUUCAAAGAGUGCGGGCUUUUCAUCUCUGAGGAGUUGGCUUAUUUAGGAUCAAGUCCGGAUAUGCUUGUCAAGUGUGACUGCCAUGGACAGGGGGUAGUGGAAAUUAAAUGUCCAGACAUUGAAGAAGUUCCUGCUGUUGGGAAGCCAACAUAUAUUCAAGAAUCUGCUGAUGGCACUCCAAUGCUGCAAGAAAAACACAUUUAUAUGAGCCAAGUUAUGAUGCAGAUGGCUGUAACAAAGAGAAAAUGGUGCCAUUUUUUUGUUUACUGCGAACAAGGAAGUGCGUUGCUGAAUAUUCCUUUUGAUGAAACCAUUUGGAAAAAACUUAGGGACAAUGCCAAAUACUUUUGGGAAAGUGUUGUUGCACCACAUAUUCAUGUAUUGUCACAUAUAAAUGCAGCAAGAACACAGGUAGUACCAACAAACGCUGAUCUCCAGACAACAGAACAAACAGCAGAGUCGUCUCAAGUCCUCUCAUCAAAUCGUUCAGGAAGUUCAACCAAGCCAUCACUUUCAUCAACAUCAAAUCAGACACAACCAAGAGAAAAUGACACCAAAAAGAGGAAGAAAAAAACUGGAAAGAUGUUAGUACGUCAGAAAAGUCGACCUGUAUACAUGUGUAGUAUUUGUGACAAUGAGUGUUUGCAACUUCCUGAUGGAUGUACAUUUGAAGACAAUUCCAUUUGUUGUGAUUGCUGCCACAAAUGGUGUCAUUUCGUAUGUGUAAAUAUUCUAGAUAAAGAUGAUGAUCAGCUGAUUGAAGAGAGAUGGUGUUGCCCAAAAUGCACAUGAUGAAUGCAAAUAAAGACCAAGUGAAAGCAUGAUAUAAAGAGAAAGACAAUUUAAUGGAUUUUUUUUUCCAAACAAAUUUUCAACAGCUGUCAUUACAAGAAAUGCUCGUUAGUUUACAGUCAUAUUUCUUAGGAACACUAUAAAAUAAGUUACUAAAACAGUAUGUUUCUUGAGAAACAACAACAGAGCAUAAUAUGAACAUUUAUGAAAAUAAAUCAAUAAGGGUUAUGGCAGUAGUAAUUGCAAAGUGGAAGCUGAAUACAAAGUAAUGUUUAAUAUUUGAACUUCUUGGCAGCUGCAUGGCAUUGGUUGCAUCGAGUAUGGCAAAGCAAUAUGCUGGCAUGUGAUAAUCCAGAGAAUAAAUAUGAUGUUCACAAUAUUGUAUUAUUGUUUACAUAAUUUUAAGUUAUAUAAUACAUACCGGUUUAUGUAGCUUAACAUUCAGUAAUAAAUAUGUGUUCAUGCCAGUUUUUUUCCCUGGUUCAUGCAGUAGACUUAUGCAUGCAUGAACUGAGAUGUUCAUGAAUAAGUCCCAUAAAUAUGUACAUUUAAAGACACAAUUGAUUGUAAAAUUGCCUUUAUAAUUGCAAUUCAUAUCAUAUCAUAUCAUGUGACUAGAUGUGCAAUUCUGAUUGGUUCAAAUGUGCACUCACUAUGGGCGUAAACAAGAGUUGAUUACAGUAUACAUGUUUGUACAAACUGGCAAGUGAAACCUGAGAUUGCUUUUCAUACUUAUGUUUUUUGUCUUCAGUAAUUGUGCUCUGAGGUAACAGUACAAUAAUACUAGUAAUUUACAUUUUAAUAUGUGUAUGUACAUUUGUGAAGUGAAACCUUGACGCACUGUUUUUCAUACUCAAGUUUUUUUUCUCUUCUUAGUCGUCUCAUUGCUCUGAUCUGAUGGCAAUUUAAGCAUUGUAUACAAUGUACAUGUAAAUGCGCAUUAAAAGCAUAAAUAUUUUGGCACCGCCAAGAGCAAGCUGUAUACAAUUAACUUUGACAUAGUUAUACAAAAUAAAAGUACAUGUUUUUAGCUUACUGGCAACUAAUGAUACAAUACUGUUUUAUGGUCAUACCCUGAGAGGACCUUUUAGGUCAUGUUCUGUAUACCGGACUUACCGGUUAUGUAUUUGAAACAAAUUUGCUUUUCAAACAGUUUACCAGUACAACAAUAUGUACAUGCUGUAAGUGAUCAUGUUUUGUACAUUAUAUCUGAAUACAUUUAAACAAUAAAAUAACAAAUAAUGAAAGUGA
Strongylocentrotus purpuratus (purple sea urchin) is the source of this 3760-nucleotide messenger RNA. RefSeq lists its product as uncharacterized. NCBI's taxonomy places the organism in Eukaryota, Metazoa, Echinodermata, Echinoidea, Camarodonta, Strongylocentrotidae. Gene Ontology annotation, molecular function: zinc ion binding. Bases 290 to 2509 code for a protein of 739 amino acids. The transcript is spliced from 3 exons. The record is from RefSeq and is a predicted model, not a curated record.